Macrobrachium nipponense is the source of this 2063-nucleotide messenger RNA. RefSeq names its product failed axon connections homolog. Bases 1088 to 1954 code for a protein of 288 amino acids. The transcript is spliced from 7 exons. The record is from RefSeq and is a predicted model, not a curated record. Gene Ontology annotation, cellular component: cytoplasm. NCBI's taxonomy places the organism in Eukaryota, Metazoa, Arthropoda, Malacostraca, Decapoda, Palaemonidae.
AUUCAGAGCCAUCAAAAUAUGAGCCUAAAUGAUAUUGUCAUUGCUUAAUCGAGGAAAAUCACUCUUGUAUAAUCGAAGAAAUCCUUGCUUACAAUUUCAGCGCUUGUAGUUUAGCAAGUGACUAUGUUCGUUGUACAGAGCCCAGAGAGACGCUUGUAGUUCUGCAAGCAUCUCUGGUGGCUGUACAGAGCCAUGAAAGAUGUUUGUAGCUCUUCAAGCGUCUCUGGUAGCUGUACAGUCCAGAGAGACGUUUUUAUCUCUGCAAGCUUCUCUGAUGGCUGUACAGCCUAGAGAGACGCUUGUAGCUCUGGAAGAGCCUCUGGUGGUUGUACAGAGCUCGGAAGGUCCACACCGGGCCAUCUUUCACGCCUUGCUCCACUUACUGACCGCCUCAAGGAAAAGCCCGUGAUGACUUCCGGCCAAUUUUUAAUCUAAAUGAAAAAGAAGAAGAAGAAGAAGAAGAAGAAGUAGAAGAAGAAUGACCUCUGCAAGGAACUGUCGCUUGCACCCGCAAGGUUAGCAACAACAAACUUUUUCGGCACCAAGGGCAAGGAAUAAACAAAAUUACGAUCGAAGUGUAAUAACAAUUUUCCUGUGAUUACAAGGGAAAACAACAACCUCCUCCUCUUCCAGGGAAGAGAAACUGAUUAUCAAAAGUCAAGAAAAACAAACAUGUUGAUCCACAACUUUUAUCUCCCGAUAGAGCAAUCUCCGAAGGGUAAUCUUAUCUCAAGGUUCAUUAUGUUGAUGCUGAGAAGAGUUAGGCACCAAAGCAAAGUGUGUUAAGUUGAAUUCAGUCAAAUUCCUGGAGUGCCUUCCGUCUGCAGCCAAUCAGUGAGUGCCUUCGGACUCUUGCUGAGACAAAGAAAUAGAACCCUCUCAAGACCACAGGGACGCGUUUGAUAUAAAAUUCGAUUACACUUAAACCAAUUUUUCGUUCAACUUAAAAAAUUCGGGUGUUCGUUAAGACUUUUGUGACUCGCCUUUGUGUCUGUUAUGAAUAUCAGCUAUAAGAAGACUCUUCAAGGACGAAGGACAGGAGAGAUACAUUUAGAUAUUGGGAAAAGGAGACAAUAGCGCAGAGGAUAUGGAAGAAACAGACGCAAUGCCCUCCCGGGGAUCCAUAGUCACCGUGUUAGUGAGCGCUCUGGUGACGGGGCUCCUCGUGUACAUCUAUAGACGCAUCAUACUCAGACAAAUUAGAAGAAGUAUUUGGAGGACGGCCGGGGAGGAUGUCGUGCUGGUCCACUGUCCCACUCCCGGCUUUUUAACUCCGAACAUCUCGCCUUUUGUGAUGAAGCUGCUGACUUAUCUUCGCCUCGCCCAGAUCCCUUACAAGCUGGAACACGACGAGCCCAUGGGGGCGAAAGGGAAGACUCCGUGGAUCACUCUCAACGGCAAAGAUCUCCACGACUCGCAACUGAUCAUCGAAGCCCUUGCAAAGAAGUUCGACAAGAACUUCGGCAAAGGGCUGUCCGAGGAAGAGAAGGCCAUAGCUCGAGGCUUUACUAUGAUGAUAGAGGAACAUAUAGCUUGGGGCCUUCGAGUGUGGCGAUUCAUAGUUGACGACGGCAGGACGCUCAUGGAAGGGAUGAAACAGCCCUUCUACGUGUGGCUGAUAAAACCUAUUUUCGUACGGAGCCAGAAAGCUGCUCUUUGGUACCAAGGGCUCGGGAGACACACGCCCGCCGAAGUCCAAGAUAUGAUGACCGCCGACCUGAGAGCUCUUUCGAAAUACCUAGGGAGGAAAUCUUAUCUCAUGGGAGACAGCCUAACCGAAGUAGAUUGCACCAUGUUUGCUUUCCUAGCCAAUAUCCUGUACAACUACAAUCGAUCACCCUAUUAUGAUAUCAUUAAAGGAGAGUUGACAAAUCUCUAUCAUUAUGUAAUACGAGUCAAGAGAAGACUAUGGCCAGACUGGGACCAGUGUUUAGAAAAAACUAAGUAUAAAUGAGCCCUAUAUUUACAAAUGUUUAUAUAGUUUUAGGUUAUGACCGUGUAAAUAAAAAAUAAUAAUUUCCAACCUAUUUAUUUCCAAUAAUAAAUGUUGCCUACUUAAAUAA